GAAAACAAGUACCGAUAUCUGAUCUUUCCUCCGCACAUCAUUUUUCUGGGAAAGUGAAUUUCCAAAUUGUGGAUUUUUCUUGUAGCUUGUUGCUCUGUAAGUAAGAAAAUAUCAAUAACUUUGGAAUAAUAUACAAACCCCAGCUGUUCAUUUGGAUUGGUAUUAUCAUAAUUUCAUACUGUUGGCAGAAACAACUUGAACGAUUUGGUUGGUUGAUUUCUUUUUUUGACGGGUUUUCGUUAAUUGAUUUAUCUUUUGUUUUUUUCCUUUCAUCUUCAUCUUUUGUCCUCUCCUCUCUUUUUGACUGUGUCUUUGAGCUAGCUGCAAUUUUUCUUUUCCAAUACCCUAAUUAUGCCUGUUACAAUUAAUAUUCGUUACAAAUAUCUGCUGCUCGUUACAUUGGCAACCGUUUCUAUAGGUUUGUUCAUUUAUGGACUUACACGAACCGAUAUGCAAACGAUCAAAAACCCUGCGAGUUUAAGUUCACCCAAAAUCCACGAAUCUACCAGCAACAGAAAGUCGCUUUUCGUAAAGGCACCUGCUAAAAACAGUGCACAAUGCGAGUCUACCAUUUCAUUUCAAAAAAAUGUUUUGUUUACCUUUUAUAAGCAUUACUUUGAGGGGGUUAAAAAGGUUGCGCUUAUCGGCUUUCCCGACCAUCCUAACAAGGGCGACAGUGCCAUUUAUGUUGCCGAACGUAAACUCUUAGAGGCCCUUGACAUUGAAAUCGUCUAUAUAUGCUCUAGCGAAUCUGAUUAUAGCGCUUCUGAACUCAAACCCAUCGUCCAAGAAACCUCUCCUGAGGAGUUUGCUUUUACUUUUCAUGGUGGAGGUAAUUUUGGUGACUUAUACCCCGAUCAUCAACAGUUGCGUGAAAUUGUCAUUCGAGACUUCCCCAAAGGCCGCUUUAUCUCUUUUCCCCAAUCGAUUUGGUACAACGAUGAAACGGUCUUGCAAGAGACGGCGAAACUUUACGGUGAUCAUCCUCAAAUACAACUUGCCUUCCGCGAUCGUCAAAGCUAUCAGACUGGCGUGAACGGGUUUGGUAAAGACAACGAAAUUAUUCUCACCCCUGAUAUUGUCUUUUUCCUGGGUAUGCUUACCGAUAUUCGAGAAAAGACUCCCAUCACUUCUGAUGUCUUAAUCCUUGCUCGCCUUGACCGAGAAGGCGGGCAGGAACACUCCUCCGAGUCCUUAUAUCAUGAGGGUUUGUCUUCCGCCAAUGUCACAUACUCUGUCGAGGAUUGGCUAAACUGGGACCCAGAAGACGUUAACAAGCCAGGUGCUACUUUUGAUAUUAAAGGACAGUCACGUUUUGUAUCUGGCGCACAGUUCUUGGCUUCCCACAAAGCCGUCAUCACUGAUCGUCUUCACGCACACAUCCUUUCCACAUUAAUGGGUGUCCCUCACAUUGUCGUAGAGGAUUCAAAAAUGGGAAAAAUCACAAACUAUCAUAAUACCUGGCUUCAUGGCUGUACUUCUGAUGGUGUAAGUGUCAUCGUCGAUUCUUCCGAUAAAGCCGUCAAGACUUUACUGGAAUGGAAAGCUAAUCAGUAUAUUUAAAUGGAAAGGAGAAAGUAUUGAAAUAGGUCAAGAACUUUUUGUAUCCUUCCUGAGGUCUAUCUGUAUGGGUUUUUUUCUUCCCUGUUCUAUUUUCCGUAAUUCGAUGGUCGUCAUUUACAAAUUGAUUCCACGGCCCUCAAUCUGUGUAAUGGUUUUCAUCUUUAUUAUUAUUAUUAUUAUUUUUCAGCACAAGAGCCAUCUUAUCGACUCUUUUUUUUUGCCGGAUGUUCUCUCUAUGUCUAAUUAUGAAUCCUCUUCGCUGCCCAAUUCUAAAACUGCCCUUACUCUUUCUUUCUAUUUACUUUCAUUUUUUCUUUUCUUUUCACUCCAUAUGUUUGGAAUACUUCUUUAUAUGGUUUUGUCUGUAUUAUCUCUUUCCUUCAUUGCAUUCAUGUGUCCUUGGUCAAUGUUUGAACUUUUUUAAACUUCUGUAGCAUUCGUUUUCAGUGAUUUUUAUGUUCAAAAAACUAAAAAAAGCGAAAGCCCUCUGUGAGCCUGGGUAUCUUCGCUGCUUUCACGAAAACAUUGAAACUGCCUUUUAAUCUACUUAACAUAACAAGUAAAUUUAUUUUUUUUUCUUUUCUUUUCUUUUG
This is a messenger RNA of Schizosaccharomyces cryophilus OY26, 2156 nucleotides long. Its product is annotated as pyruvyl transferase Pvg1. NCBI's taxonomy places the organism in Eukaryota, Fungi, Ascomycota, Schizosaccharomycetes, Schizosaccharomycetales, Schizosaccharomycetaceae. The transcript has a single exon. The record is from RefSeq and is a predicted model, not a curated record. The coding region runs from base 352 to 1563 and encodes 403 amino acids.